Molecule: messenger RNA, 3165 nt
Organism: Penicillium chermesinum
Lineage: Eukaryota; Fungi; Ascomycota; Eurotiomycetes; Eurotiales; Aspergillaceae
Product: putative RNA interference and gene silencing protein (Qde2)
Exons: 5
Coding region: 1-3165 (1054 amino acids)
Molecular function (GO): RNA binding; protein binding
Source: RefSeq, a predicted model, not a curated record
AUGUCUGACAACGCUCGAGGUCGGGGCCGUGGCCGUGGUAGCCGUGGUGACCGCGGCGACCGCGGCGGUGGUCGAGGUAGAGGAGAGCUGCCUUUCCGUCCUGCUGGUCGGGGCCAAGAAGACCGUGGCCGUGGUGACUUCCGCGGCCGUGGGGAUUUUCGUGGUCGGGGAGACUUCCGUGGUCGAGGAGAUUUCCGUGGUCAUGGUGACAGAGGAGGGCGUGGCGGUCGCGGGCGUGGCGGCGGUCUCAACCAAGGCCCAGAAAUCUUCAGGGAUGGUCAAGCUCCGCCGCAGCCCGACGCCACUGUCGCCAAAAUUGAGGAAGGAAUGGCCAAGGCCCUCGCCGUAUCCAAACAGAAGCGAACCCUAUCCCAGGCCUACCCUGACCGGCCGGGAUACGGUACCAAGGGCAAUCCAACCUUGCUGUAUGCCAAUUGCUUGCCUAUCCAAUUAGUGAGCAAGCCGCUGUACAGGUACCAUGUCGGCAUCCUUGCCGACGGUGCUAAAGCUGCACCUGCAGGCAAAAAAGCUCGACAGAUUGUCCGGCUGCUGUUGGAGGAGCACUUUGCUACGUACUUGAACAAUGUGGCAACCGACUACCGCUCGACUUUAGUUGCAAGCACCAAGCUCCCCCUCGCUGGAAAGGAGGGCGAUAAACAAACUUUUGAUGUCCGCUACAAGGACGAGAACGAAGAUGAGUACCCAGAGGGCCCGCGAAUUUUUAAAGUAACCUGCGAACAGACAGGAACCUUGGAUCCUGGAGAGCUAUCCAACUACCUUGCCUCGUGCGAUGCGAACGCUGCGCUAAGCAAUAAGGAGGAGCUUGUCCAGGCACUGAAUCUGAUCAUGGGUCAUCGGCCCAAGACUGACCGCUCAGUGAUCAACAUCGGUGGGAACAAGCACUACAGUGUGAAGCCCGAGGCAAUUGAAAAUUUCUCGCUGGGAGGAGGACUUGAAGCAAUCCGUGGAUUUUUUGUCAGUGCACGUGCUGCUGCUGCUCGAGUUGUGUUGAAUGUGCAGGUCAAGUACGCCGCCACCUACCAGGCUGGCCGAUUGGCUGGACUGAUAGAGGCAUUCUGGCAAGGCGAACCCAGUCGAAAUCUUUUCAGGCUUGAGAAAUUCCUUAAGCGUUUGCGAAUUAGGGUGACUCACUUGCAGAGGAAGUCAAGCAGCGGAAAGGUUAAGGCUUCGCCUCUAAAGUCUAUUUCUUCUUUGGCGUACAGUUCGGAUGGGCAAGGACAGACGGACCCCCCUAAAGUGAAAAGAACCGGCGCUGGGCCGUUUGAUGUUGAGUUCUUUGUUAAGGGUGCCCCCCCAAAGGCUGUCCCAGGGGGGUCUGGAGGUGAACCUUCCAAGACCGCAGCUAAGAAAGGGAAGAAAGCACCCAAAGCCGGCCCAUCACUCCCUGGUAAAUACAUUUCUGUUGGGGAAUACUUCAAGGAAGAAUACAAUAUCGACGUGGAUCCCAAAAUGCCUGUUAUCAACACCGGGACCCGGCAGAACCCAAUCUACUUGCCUGUUGAAGUCUGUGAAGUCCAACCUGGUCAGACUUUUGGGUCUAAGAUUGGCCCAAUGCAGACAGCGGCUAUGCUCAACUUUGCUGUGAGGGGCCGGAAACCUGGCCAUAAUGCUCAGUCGAUCGUGACUAAGGGUGUCGAUAUGCUUGGCCUGAACGAGUCCGACAACGGUACCCUGGCUUCCUUUGGAGUCAAAGUCGGCACAAGCCUGAUCACCGUGCAGGCACGAGUCCUCCAACCUCCAAAAAUCCAGUAUGCCAAAAACAAAGAAAUCAGAACUCAAUUUGGUAGCUGGAAUAUGAUGGAUAUUGCCUUUUCGAGGCCCGUAAGGAUCAAGUCUUGGACAUAUUUGGCCAUUGAGCAAGGAAGACCAUUCUGGGAGAGUCCAGCUCAGGUGCAAAAGGCUCUAGAAAGCUUCAGAGGCACGCUCACGAAAAUGGGAGUCGAUCUUCCUCCGGCGUCUCAGGGUCAACGUGUCGUUCUGAGUGGUAGUCGGGAUGAAAACACAAGAAAGAUCGACGAGGCCGUGGGUAGCCUCCAAUCCACGUACAAGGAUCUGUCUUUGGUGCUCGGUAUUCUCCCUGGCAAGGAUACAACGAUCUACAACACAAUCAAACAGAUUUGUGACGUACGGCGAGGUGUCAUAAACAUCAAUGUGCAAGCCACCAAACUCGUCGACGGCAACUCACAGUACUCUGCAAACGUCGGUCUAAAGGUGAACUUGAAGCUCGGUGGGGUCAACCAGUCCCUUCGUGCCUCAGAUCUGGGCUUUUUCGGCGAUGGAAAGACCAUGCUCGUCGGCAUAGACGUUACCCGCCCCUCGCCAGGCUCAGCCGGAAACGCACCCAGUGUGGCAGCAAUCGUCGCCUCUAUCGAUGCCUCUCUCGGCCAGUGGCCUGCGAAGAUCUGUAUUCAAACCCAGGAGCGCAACGAAAUGGUCGAAGAUCUCAACAACAUGAUGCAGUCUCGCCUGAAGCUCUGGGCCAAGCACAACAAAAACCAAUACCCGGAGAACAUUGUAGUCUACCGCGACGGUGUCUCCGAGGGCCAGUACUCCAUCGUCAUCGAAAAAGAGCUUCCUCUGUUGAAAGAAGCCUGUAAGGCUCUGUAUCCGGCCACUUUGACCAAGAAGGGCCUCCCACGCCUCUCCAUCAUCAUCGUCGGCAAACGCCACAACAUGCGCUUCUAUCCCACCACCUCCGCCGAUGCAGAGCGAUCCAUGAACCCCAAGCCCGGCACCGUCGUCGACCGCGGCAUCUCUGAGUCUCGCGUCUGGGACUUCUACCUGCAGGCCCAUUCUGCCCUCCAAGGUACCGCUCGCCCGGCCCACUACUUCACCAUCUGGGACGAGAUCUUCUACCCCAAGCACCCGGGCAAGCCAGGCACUGCAAACGCCGCAGAUGUCCUGCAGGAUUUGACCCAUAAGAUGUGUUACAUGUUCGGCCGAGCUACUAAGGCUGUUAGCGUCUGCCCGCCAGCGUAUUAUGCGGACUUGGUGUGUACGCGCGCGCGGUGCUACCUGGCUGAUCUGUUUGACCCAGAGAGUUUGGCUGAGGGUAGUGUUGCUACCGGUGGUACGAACCAGGUUAUUGAUGGUUCUAAGGCGCUGGUCCAUCCGAACGUGGCGGAUACUAUGUUCUACAUUUAG